CCCUCUUCUCCUCAGGUUUCCUAUCUAUUUGGCCCAUUUCGCUUUCCAUCGCUUGUGCAGUGUUGAUUGCCGUCCACGACCCUCAAUCUACAUCCAACCCAUCGUGGAUCAGCCCCAGACCCUCGAACCCGCCAUGCACUGACCAACGCCUAACGGCCCCAACUAUACAUUAAAAACGUCACCAGACUCAGAAUCUGCCCGUACUGUCACGACUACCACUCGUUUAGUUCGACAUUAUUAUCACAGCAACAUGGGGGGUCUCACUACACCAGCCAUCAUUGUGAUCGUCUUGGUUGGCUGCCUAGCCAUCACAGCCCUCGGCGCUGCCCUCUUCCGUCACUACCGCCCGCUCGAAGAGGAAGCGCGAUACAGCGCCUCCUACGAACAAGGACAAUACAUGCGUACAGUGCGAAUGCGGAAUUAUGGCCACUUGAAACAGGAGUCGCUAGGCCCAGCGAGGGAUCUCGAGUCACGGUAUACCGCAGACGAGGUCUCGAGUCACUACAAUCCCCACCCAUACACUCCUCGCACACCACGAGAGUAAAGCACCAUGGACUCUUUUUCUACGAAUCUCCGAUGACUACGAAUUAUCACGAUGGAAUUUUUGAUAUGGCAGAAUGUUUACAUGGCCAUUCUAUGCCUACAUUGUCUAUAUGGCGCAGAACGGCGCUUACUAUUGGAAUAUAUGAAAGCAUAGAUGAGUUAGCAGGGCCCAACACCUUGAUCAGAGAUCGAUCGUGUCUUUACACUGACGACUCGGCACAUGGGGGUAUAGGAUACAAUGGAACUUACAGCCUAGGCAUUGGUGGGGUUCUAGCGCAAAUUUUGCAUUUUUUUAGACCAUUGAUUACCUGAUCGCACACUACACAGCAAAAUGUCUGUCUUUCAUUCAAUCGACUUGCAUAAAUCUCAACUC
Penicillium subrubescens is the source of this 916-nucleotide messenger RNA. RefSeq lists its product as uncharacterized. The transcript has 2 exons. NCBI's taxonomy places the organism in Eukaryota, Fungi, Ascomycota, Eurotiomycetes, Eurotiales, Aspergillaceae. The coding region runs from base 251 to 544 and encodes 97 amino acids. The record is from RefSeq and is a predicted model, not a curated record.